Molecule: messenger RNA, 5525 nt
Organism: Armigeres subalbatus
Lineage: Eukaryota; Metazoa; Arthropoda; Insecta; Diptera; Culicidae
Gene: Spt6
Product: transcription elongation factor SPT6
Exons: 10
Coding region: 120-5465 (1781 amino acids)
Biological process (GO): nucleosome organization; transcription elongation by RNA polymerase II; transcription elongation-coupled chromatin remodeling
Cellular component (GO): transcription elongation factor complex
Molecular function (GO): nucleosome binding; histone binding; DNA binding
Source: RefSeq, a predicted model, not a curated record
ACUCAUCUGUCAUCUCAAACGUCGCAUAAAUCAGUUCUGCGUAUAGUUUUGAACCUUUUGAGCCGUGUGAAUCGUGUAAAUUGUCCUUGUCCGUUCAUCAGCUUCUUCCGAUAACAAAAAUGGCCGAUUUUCUGGAUUCCGAAGCCGAGGAAAGUGAGCAGGAGGAAGAGGACGUGGAACCGCAUGAGCGGAAAAAGCUGAAAAAGUUGGCCGUCAGCGACAGCGAAGAGGAAGAGGAAGAUGACGAAGAAAGGCUUCGAGAAGAACUUAAGGAUCUUAUUGAUGAUAAUCCGAUUGAGGAGGACGACGACAGUGGCGGGGAGGACUCGGAUGGUGGUCACCAAAAGCGCAAAAAAAGUGACGACGAAGACGAGCUUGAUGAUCGUCUGGAAGAUGAAGAUUACGAUCUGAUAGAAGAAAAUUUGGGUGUUAAAGUAGAGCGGAAACGAUUCAAACGGUUGAAAAAAAUUACUGACGAGGGUAGCGACGACGACGACGUUGUGGAUGAUGGACUGAAUAGAGAAGUAAUCGCUGAACAACUCUUUGAAGGAUCCGGCGAUGAGGAUGAAGAACAUCAUUCGGAACGGGAAAGUCACCGUGAACUCCAACUGACCGCGGAGGAAAAUCCUGAAGAGGAAGAAGAUGACGAAUCCGAUGCUGAUGAUUUUAUUGUCGAUGAUGACGGUGUUCCGAUAAGCGAUAAGCGUAAAAAGAAGAAACAUAUUUUCACAGAUGCCUCGUUGCAAGAAGGUCAAGAUAUUUUUGGAGUUGAUUUUGAUUAUGAGGAAUUUGAAAAAUAUGACGACGACGAAUACGAAGACGACUCGGAAGGAGACGAUGAAUACGAGGAAGAAGGCGGGGAGGAACGUGAAAAACGACCGAAAAAAGCAGCUCGCAAGAAAACAUCGAAGAAAACUAUAUUUGAUAUAUUCGAACCGAGUGAGCUAAAGAGAGGCCACUUCACUGAUUUGGACAAUGAAAUACGUAAAAUAGACAUACCAGAACGAAUGCAGCUGCGGGACGUCCCAAUCUCGCCAAUUGCUGAAGGUUCCAACGAACUGGAAGAUGAAGCAGAGUGGAUUUACAAGCAAGCUUUCUGUAGACCCCCUGUGUCCAAUCAGGAAACUUAUUCGCGAAAGUCAUCAUCUGCUAUUCCGAAAAUAAAACAAGCACUAGAUUUUAUGCGAAACCAACAUCUGGAAGUACCGUUCAUUGCGUUCUACAGAAAAGAGUACGUACAGCCCGAUUUGAACAUCAAUGAUUUGUGGAAGGUGUACAAAUAUGACGCAAAAUGGUGUCAGCUAACCGCAAGGAGAAACAACUUGCUGAAGCUAUUCGAAAAUAUGCGAAACCAUCAGCUGGAGCAAAUAAUGGAGAAUCCAGAUGCCGCAAUUCCAGAGGAAACUCGCGUAAUGAAGGAUGAUGAUUUUGAUCGGUUGAGGGCAGCUCAAACACCGGAGGAGCUGAGAGACGUUCACAAUCAUUUCCUACUGUACUAUGCUCAGGAAAUUCCUGCCAUGCAGGAGAAAAUGAAAGUCAAAGAACGAGAACGUAGGCGUCAGGAAAAGUUGGAAGCUCGUCGAAAAGCUCUUGAGUCAAGUGAAGAAGGUGUGGAAAACAUCGACCUAGAAAAUUUGGAAUUAGAAGACGAUGAGCCUUACGCAGAGGAACAUGUUAAACUAAACGUAGAUUCUGGCCCUUACGCUAUGUGUCGAAAAGGUGGCCUGAGUGGAUUAGCAAAACGGUUCGGCUUGACACCAGAAAAGUUCGCGGAAAACGCUAGAGAUAGCUACCAGCGUCAUGAGGUUGAUCAGGAAGCUUGUGACCCCAUAGAUAUUGCAAAAGAGUACGUGAACAACAGAUUCGUUACGACCGAGGAUGUUCUUCACGCAGCGAAAUUCAUGGUGGCCAGACAGUUGGCUCGAGAACCUUUACUGAGAAAAUGCGUCCGCGAAUUUUACUACGAACGUGCCAAGCUUAGCGUGCGGCCAACCAAAAAAGGAAUAAAAGAAAUCGACGAGAACCAUCAGUGCUAUCCUAUGAAAUACAUCAAGGACAAGCAUGUGCGCGAUCUGACCGGAGAUCAAUUCUUGAAGCUGCAUAUGGGUCAGGAGGAUCAAUUAUUGACCAUUACUAUCUCGGAGCGCAUCGAAGGUUCAACGUCAGCGGACAUCAUUGAUGAAAUGAAGGCCCUUUACCAGCGAGACGAGUUCGCUAAAAAUGUUCAGGAAUGGAACACAUUGCGCUCUGAGUGUGUCGAGUUGGCUUUUACGAAGAUGAUUCUACCGGACUUGCGCCGCGAGUUGCAAGCCAUUCUAUUGGAAGAAGCCAAGGAAUCGGUGCUUAAAAUAUGCUGCAGAAAGCUGUACAAUUGGAUAAAAGUGGCGCCUUUCAACCCAGCUUUCGAAGUGGACGACGAUGACUACGACUGGGAAACCUCACGAGGAAUUCGAGUUAUGGGCGUGGGCUACGUUCCUGAUUACUCGCAAUCGGCGUUCGCAGCCAUUACUGCUCCUGAUGGUGAAAUAACGGAUUAUCUGCGAAUUCCACAUUUGAUGAAACGAAAGAAUACUUUCCGAGAAGAGGAGAAAGAGCUCAAGGAGGGUGAUCUGCAGGCAAUUACGGACUUUAUCCGGAAUAAAAAACCUCACGUGAUCGUUAUUGGCGGUGAAUCUAGAGAGGCAUUGAUGGUGCAGAAAGAUUUUCAGGAGUGCGUAAAAACGCUAGUCGACGAGGAACAAUUUCCGGACAUUCAAGUUGAAAUAAUGGACAAUGAACUAGCGAAAAUUUACGCCAAUUCCAACAAAGGAACUAGUGACUUCCGAGAAUAUCCUUUUGUUCUUCGUCAAGCAAUUUCGUUGGCACGACGAAUGCAAGAUCCUUUGGUUGAAUUUUCCCAGCUCUGUAAUGCUGACGAAGAAAUCUUGUGUUUGAGAUACCACAUGCUGCAAGAGCAAUUGAGUAAAGAAGAUCUGUUAGACAAUUUGUACCUCGAGUUCAUCAACCGAACAAAUGAAGUAGGUGUGGAUAUCAAUCUGACGGUUCAAAAUUCAAUCACCAUGAAUUUGGUUCAGUUUAUUUGUGGUUUGGGUCCGAGAAAAGGGCAAGCUCUUAUCAAGGUGAUGAAGCAAACCAAUCAAAGACUGGAAAAUCGAACGCAACUAGUUACCGCCUGUCAUAUGGGUCCAAAAGUAUUUAUUAACUGUUCCGGUUUUAUAAAGAUUGAUACAAAUUCCCUAGGUGACAGUACGGAGGCUUACGUGGAAGUUCUUGAUGGAUCGCGCGUUCAUCCUGAAACCUAUGAAUGGGCUCGUAAAAUGGCGGUAGAUGCUUUGGAGUAUGACGAUGAAGACGCCAACCCUGCUGGAGCAUUGGAAGAAAUUCUGGAGUCACCAGAACGGCUAAAAGAUCUCGAUCUUGAUGCAUUUGCAGUGGAGCUAGAACGACAAGGGUUUGGUAACAAGAGCAUAACACUAUACGACAUUCGUGCAGAAUUGAACUCUCGGUAUAAAGAUCUUCGUACUCCAUAUCGCUCUUGUACACCGGAAGAGCUGUUCGAUUAUUUGACAAAAGAAACACCCGAAUCCUUAUACGUUGGUAAAAUGAUGUUGGCCACAGUCUCUGGUAUCAGUCAUCGCAAACCACAAGGCGAUCAACUAGAUCAGGCAAAUCCGGUGCGAAAUGAUGAAACUGGUCUUUGGCAGUGUCCGUUCUGUAUGCAGAACGAGUUUCCAGAGCUAUCGGAGGUGUGGAACCAUUUUGACGCUGGCGAAUGUCCAGGACAAGCUACUGGUGUUCGAGUAAGAUUCGAUAACGGCCUUACAGGAUUUAUCCAUAUAAAGAAUAUUUCCGAUAAACACGUGAAGAACCCUGAGGAACGAGUACAGAUGGGACAAACCAUCCAUGUGCGAAUAACAAAGAUUGAUGUCGAGCGUUUCACGUUGGAUUGUUCUUCAAAAAGCUCUGAUUUGGCAGAUAAAAAUAACGAAUGGAGACCUAGAAAGGAUGUUAAUUAUGAUCAAGACGCCGAAGACAAGGACAACAAAAAAGAAAGUGAUACCAAGAAACAAAAACAAAGACAACAAUACAUAAAAAGGGUAAUUGUACACCCUUCUUUCCAUAAUAUAUCGUACCCGGAAGCUUUGAAGCUACUAGACAAGCUAGAUCAGGGUGAAGUCAUUGUAAGGCCAUCCAGUAAAGGUUCAGAUCAUCUGACUGCAACGUGGAAGGUCACAAAAGACAUUUACCAGCACAUCGACGUACGCGAAGAAGGUAAAGAGAAUGUUUUCAGUUUAGGCCAGUCGUUAUGGAUAGGUAACGAGGAGUUCGAAGAUUUGGAUGAGAUUAUCGCCCGGUAUAUAAAUCCAAUGGCCGCAUAUGCUCGUGAUUUACUAAAUUAUAAAUAUUACAAGGACACUGAUGGUGGCAUGAAGGAUAGAGCAGAAGAAAUUCUCAAGGAGGAGAAGAAGAGAAAUCCUAAUAAAAUCCACUAUGUUGUUUCCGUGGCGAAAAACUAUCCAGGAAAAUUUCUUCUAUCGUACUUACCACGCAACAAAUUCAAGCACGAAUAUAUAACUAUUACUCCGGAAGGCUACCGCUUUCGCAGCCAAAACUUUGAUUCCGUGAACUCAUUGUUGAAGUGGUUCAAGGAGCACUUCAGUGAUCCCAUUCCGAUGACCACUCCAGCCACCACACCACGGGGCAGUUCAUCCACCUCCCGAACGCCUUAUACUUCAGCAUCACCUAAGUACAACAGCGAUACAAUCACAAAACUAGCUCAAAACAUGCCAACGCACAUGCUGAAUUCGUUAUCUCAGGCGACAAGCCACACACCGCGGUAUGACUACACUCCCGGUGAUUUUGGAAGUACCAGCAACUAUGUGACAACACCGUAUACACCUAGUGGUCAAACGCCGUACAUGACCCCUUAUCAUCAGACGCCGCACUCUUCUCAAACGCCCAGAUAUGGCGUGUCUACUCCUUCGCAACAGUCCAACGGAUCUUUCGUUCAUCCUGGAUCAGUUGGAAUGCCAUCGAGGCAAGGCAAUCGGAGUGGACACAACGAUCGCUCUGGCAGCUCCCCGUUCAAUAAUACUGGAUCAGUGUCACCGUACUCCAACGAGAGUUCAAAUUUUGGCCGAUUAGCUUCUAUGCAGCAGGAGAAACGGAAUUGGGAAACGGCGACAGAUUCGUGGAUGUCGAAAGGACGAGGAGGAAAUCAUUCCCGAGAUGGCGGCAGAAAUACACCCAGAGGCGGAGCCCAAUUCGGCCGAGGAGAUUUUAGGCCUCGUAACAGAUUCAGCAACGAGUCCUCUGACUCUUCAAAUGCGCAGCAUAACAAAGGUAACUAUGCGGCAGCAAGCCCUCGGAUUAUGCCCAACGCUUCGCAAAAGGCCAACAACUCUCCACCGCAAGGAGGUACUUUAGCGAGUCUGGGUGAUUCUACACCAUUGUGGGAUGAAUAAGCACCGCCUAAUUACAAUGUAUUACAGAAUACAUAAAAAUAUAUAAGACAAGCAUAAUAA